Messenger RNA from Pseudomassariella vexata, 873 nucleotides. RefSeq lists its product as uncharacterized. Gene Ontology annotation, cellular component: elongator holoenzyme complex. Gene Ontology annotation, biological process: tRNA wobble uridine modification. The record is from RefSeq and is a predicted model, not a curated record. NCBI's taxonomy places the organism in Eukaryota, Fungi, Ascomycota, Sordariomycetes, Amphisphaeriales, Pseudomassariaceae. Bases 1 to 873 code for a protein of 290 amino acids. The transcript has 2 exons.
AUGACCUCCCGCCUUCCACCACUCCUAGAGCUCUACCUACGCCUCCCACCCGAGACAUCCCUCAUCCUCCUCACCAAUGUCCUGGGCGCCAGUACCAACUGGCUUGUGCAGCGGUACCUGUGCUCUUUCCUCGCAUCAUCAUCCACAUCGUCUCAGCGCGAUGGCAGCGCCACGAAAGAGGCGGGUGAGACAGGAGAAGAUGACGAAGUGUCUGUCAUCCUCGUGAGCUUCUUGCGCGACCACGCGUUCUGGAAGGAAGGCGCCGGUCGGCUGGGGAUCGACCUCGACGGUCUCUCGCGACGGGGCAGGUUCGUCUUCGUCGAUGGGUUGAGUGGAUUGUUUACUCCUCCUGGUGGUCUGAAGAGCAAGCCCAGCGCCGGCGGCGGCGGUGCGGGCACGAGGGUUCUAUCUGGUGCUACGGUACAGGAACUACGCAAGGAGUUGAACGAAGCCGUAACGGGACUACGGGUUACGCGUCCAGACUCGAAAAUUAUGCUGGUCUUGGACGGUCCGGACUUGCUCCUGGCGGCAUCGGGGAAGACGAUAUCAGGGUUGGUACUGCAGGAGAUUCUGCUGGACAUACGAGAGAAAGUUCAUUCGUCCAUUGUGACCUUGUCCGCAGAUGAGCCCCUCAUCUCUGCCCAAACGACUAUGCUCGAAAAGGAGCAUGCGGCUUUCACGUUAUCUCUCGCGCACGAGGCAGAAAUGGUUAUCAGUUUGAGGAUGCUGGACACGGGCACGGCGAGAGAUGUCAGUGGAGUGCUGAGGGUCACUCAUGGCGGUAAUGCCACCGGAACACUUGUUGAGGAACGAGAGCUGCUGUAUUUUGUGGGUGGUGAUGGAGGAGUUCGCGUGUUUGAACGUGGCCAAUAG